Messenger RNA from Dissoconium aciculare CBS 342.82, 1970 nucleotides. RefSeq lists its product as uncharacterized. Gene Ontology annotation, molecular function: zinc ion binding; DNA-binding transcription factor activity, RNA polymerase II-specific. Bases 141 to 1784 code for a protein of 547 amino acids. Lineage: Eukaryota; Fungi; Ascomycota; Dothideomycetes; Mycosphaerellales; Dissoconiaceae. The transcript is spliced from 2 exons. The record is from RefSeq and is a predicted model, not a curated record. Gene Ontology annotation, biological process: regulation of transcription by RNA polymerase II.
GCCCAGUAUCGAGUGCCGCAGCAUCGUUUCAACAAACCUCAACUCUAGUCCUUAGCAACUUCGGCUUUGGAUUCGCCUUUAGCUGCCUUCCGCCCGGCUAUUCAUCUCAUAACAUACAUAUAUCCUUUUCAACAGCCCCCAUGUCCGGUCGCGGCGCAGGUCCAUCACGGCGUAGCCAUACCAAGAGCCGCAAGGGAUGCAAAACUUGCAAACGCCGACACAUUCGAUGCGAUGAGACAUUCCCUCAGUGCAAAAAUUGUGUCAAGCAUAUGGUCCGAUGCGACUACCUCGAAAACACCGGGUCUGAUACCGAAAGCGCGCAACACAGCCCAGAGCAACAUGCUCUCAGCUUUUCACCAAGCACCGAGAUGUUUCCUCCGCCACCGACACAAGAGUAUUCUAAGAAUGAGUUGCGAUUGAUUCAUCAUCUGACCUCGGUCUCCAACGAACUUCGUUCGAAAGGCGUCUCAAAUCUAACCACCUGGACAGAGAAGGUGCCCAAAUUUCUGAGUUUGGCCGCAACAUAUCCAUUCGUGAUGCAUGCACUGCUCUCAUUCUCCGCAAAUAACAUAGCGUGGACCCGCUCCUCUAGCGAAACUCGGAAUGUACAGAUGCAGCAUGGAACGAUCGCACUCCGCGGUUUACAUGAGGCUAUAGGCAAUUUCUCUCAUGCCAACGCAGAUGCCGCGCUCGCAACCUCGCUCCUGCUUCUCUGGCAAGCCACUGACUGGCAGAGCUGGUCUUCUCUGCGCAAUGGAAUACAAUCUGUGCUGGUGAGGAUGCAAUCAUGGACACACGACUCCAUCUUCGCGGAGUUCAUCAACGAGGAAGGCAUGUUUGAGGGACACGACGAUGUGUCUCAACAAGCGGCGCCGUUGGCGCCUGCUGAGAGAAGUGCCACCCUGCAAACACUUCUGUCUGCUUUGCAACGUCUCCAGGCCUUCUUUGUCGACAACGAGGCUGAAUUGCACUGGAUCAGCCAGCUGACCUCGUACGUGGAGAGUUUACACUCCUCGGUGCCGGCCCGGACGCCCGAGGAGCAAUUUGCGCACCUAUAUCUCCUCCGCAAAUGGCUAUUUUGGGUCCCAGCGUUGCUUCUUCAACGACCGUCUGGCCAGGGACCUGCGAUGCUUACCCUAGCGUAUUUCUACUCGACGGCCCUUGUGCUAGAGCCUCUGUUCCCAGCUCUGGGUCCUGCUUUCUGUGCAAGGAGCGCUCUCGUGCCACUGGAGAACAUCAUCAAUAUCACAGAUGCCAUGCACUCGCAGUAUGGUGCGGACAAUUCCUCGCAAGAGAUCAUCUCGCUCAUGCAAUUUCCCUGCCACUCUGCUCUUCUCUUCCGCACCCAGCAUAUGUUGGACGACCAGUCACAAUCUCAGCACUCCUACGCUCACUCGCAAGUACAGACUACUCCAGGCUUGCUCGACGAAACAAGUAUGCUUGAUUUCAACUCAAGUGUGCUCGAUUACACAGGACUCGAGAAUCACAAUUCGGCUUAUGCGUCUGAUUCGAUGCAGUAUGGCAUGGCUUCCACAAACUUCAAUCACUCGUACCUACAAGUACCUUCUUCACUUCCUACACAGCAGCUAGCAUUGCCAGACUUCACCCACGGAGCACAGAAUUGGGGCACAGUCCCGUCACCUGGCUUUCCACCGCGGGCAUUCGCAGCUGAAGCCGCCGAUGCUGCACUCUACGACGACUACAACGAUGGACACGAUGUCAUGCACGAUAUGCUGCGCGGUGAUCAAUUCGGGUGCGUACCUCCGGCUCCGAUCUGGACCUGAACCUCCACGACGGACUUCAAGAUAUCAUCCUUCAUCCACCUGCACCUUUUACAAUCGUCUCCCGACGGCAGUCGAACAACGUCGUGCAAGAAUCGAAGCUCACACUCCUUCAGGCAAUGAGAAAUUCCAUCCGCGUAUAAUGCGAAAGGCCGAAUUAUCUUGGCCAUCGCAUAUUGAUACAGCUCC